Rangifer tarandus platyrhynchus (Svalbard reindeer) is the source of this 1734-nucleotide messenger RNA. The record is from the annotation of a GenBank genome assembly. NCBI's taxonomy places the organism in Eukaryota, Metazoa, Chordata, Mammalia, Artiodactyla, Cervidae.
AUGGGGUCGUCUGCGUCCAAGGCUGCCCUCGCCGCGACCACCAACGAGCCCACCAAACCCGAGCCGAAACACUUGGCGGAUCUGAUUCAGUACAUAAAUGGAACAAAUAUGAGUGUUGUCCAUCUGGCUGAUAUUCUUUCUGAGAAAACUGGUAGCAGCAGCUGGGUGGUGGUGUUCAAAGCCCUGGUUACUGUCCAUCACCUCAUGGUGUAUGGAAAUGAGCGUUUUAUCCAACAUCUUGCAUCGAGAAGUUCUUUGUUCACUUUACACAACUUUCUGGAUAAAAGUGUCGUAGAAGGCUAUACUAUGUCAGCUUUCAUCAGACGAUAUAGCAAGUACUUGAAUGAAAAGUCACUCGCAUAUAGACUGAUGGAGUCAGACAUCACCAAAAUCAAAAGAGGGACAGAUGGUGUGAUGAGAACUAUGAACACUAAGGAGCUGCUGAACACUCUUCCAGUUAUUCAAAUUCAGUUUGACGCUCUUCUGAAUUUUAAUGCAAAUGCUGAUGAACUAACUAAUGGUAUAAUACAUGCCGCUUUCAUGCUCCUCUUUAAGGAUUCUCUUCGCCUCUUUGCAGCCUAUAAUGAGGGGAUCCUUAAUCUGCUAGAGAAAUAUUUUGACAUGGGGAAGAAGCAAUGCAGGGAAAGUUUGGAUAUUUACAUCAAGUUCCUCGAAAGAAUGACCAAAUUGGGACGGUUCCUUAAAGUUGCAGAGCAAGCUGGAAUUGAUCAGAAUAACAUUCCAUAUCUUUCUCAGGCACCCUACAGUUUACUUGAAGCACUAAAACAGCAUUUGGCUUCUCUGGAGGACAAACAUGAUAUUGUACCUCCUUAUGGCAUGCAGCGUGCAUUGAUUCCCUCCAUACCAAACAAUCCAUUUGUGACAAACUCAGCAAGCAAAGUCUGGUUUUCAGCCUGCAAACGUUUUGAAGCCAGACGGCAAAAUGAAAAAGUCAUAGCAAAUGACCUGGACGGUUCAGUUGUUAGCCUUGUAGAAAAUCUUAACUUUGGAGGAAGUGCAGCUAACAGAUCUGACGUGAAUUGGUGUCAACCCUCAGAGAUGGAAAUGACCAGUGAAAUGAACUGGCAGUUGAGUAACUGCACCUGCAUGUCAACCAUCUGGGACCCAGUUUCUAUUCCUCCCAUCUCCUACAUGGACGGUUGUGGUGUGGGAGAAGUGGCUGCGGGCAACGGGAGGCGACUCCACCUGGGGAUUCCUGAAGCGGUUUUUGUGGAAGAUGUAGAUUCCUUCAUGAAACAGCCUGGGAAUGAGACUGCAGAUAUUGUACUGAAGAAGCUGGAUGAACAGUACCAGAAGUAUAAGUUUAUGGAACUCAAUCUUGUGCAAAAGAAAAGGAGGCUAAAAGGCCAGAUUCCUGAAAUUAAGCAGACUUUAGAAAUUCUAAAAUAUAUGCAGAAGAAAAAAGAAUCCACCAGUUCACUGGAGACCAGGUUCUUACUGGCAGAUAACCUGUAUUGCAAAGCUUCAGUUCCUCCUACCGAUAAAGUGUGUCUGUGGUUGGGGGCGAACGUAAUGCUUGAAUAUGAUAUUGAUGAAGCUCAGGCGUUGUUGGAAAAGAAUUUAUUGACAGCCACAAAGAAUCUUGAUUCUCUUGAGGAAGACCUCGACUUCCUUCGAGAUCAGUUUACUACCACGGAAGUCAAUAUGGCCAGAGUUUAUAAUUGGGAUGUUAAGAGAAGAAACAAAGAUGAUUCUACCAAGAACAAAGCAUAA